AUGGCAGAACCCAGUACGGUCACUGCCACGACCUACUCGUCGACGACGAUACGAGGCACAGAGGCACCACAGCCAUUACAGCCAUCAAUUUACAGUUUCUCCCUCGCAGAUGCAGAAAACAAAUUGAUUGACUUUAAACAAUUUGAAAACAAAGUUGUCGUUAUAGUCAAUGUGGCAAGUUUGUGUGGGUUUACCCCGCAAUAUCGUGAACUACAACAACUCUACUCCAAGUUCCAUUCGCAAGGGUUUGAAAUAUUGGGUUUCCCCUGUAACCAAUUCGGUAAUCAAGAGCCGAAAUCAGACAAGAAGGUCGUUUCGCAAUGUCGACGCGAUUAUGGGGUUGAGUUUCGAAUUAUGAAGAAAGUUAAAGUCAAUGGAGAGGAUCAAUCCCCAUUGUAUCAAUUCUUGAAGAAUGAAAAAAGUGGCAUGUUCGGGUUCAAAGGUGUACGAUGGAAUUUUGAGAAAUUCAUCAUUGAUCGUAAGGGGAAAGUUGUAGCCAGGUUUGACUCUUGGAUCAACCCAAUGCAAUUAGAGAAGCUAAUAGAACUGUUAUUGAGAGGGGAGAAGUAG
Messenger RNA from Lodderomyces theae, 570 nucleotides. It is a transcript of the gene GPX3, whose product is annotated as Gpx3p. The transcript has a single exon. Bases 1 to 570 code for a protein of 189 amino acids. Gene Ontology annotation, molecular function: glutathione peroxidase activity. Gene Ontology annotation, biological process: response to oxidative stress. The record is from RefSeq and is a predicted model, not a curated record. NCBI's taxonomy places the organism in Eukaryota, Fungi, Ascomycota, Pichiomycetes, Serinales, Debaryomycetaceae.